Molecule: messenger RNA, 2652 nt
Organism: Trichoderma asperellum CBS 433.97
Lineage: Eukaryota; Fungi; Ascomycota; Sordariomycetes; Hypocreales; Hypocreaceae
Biological process (GO): endoplasmic reticulum to Golgi vesicle-mediated transport; intracellular protein transport
Cellular component (GO): Golgi membrane; cytosol
Molecular function (GO): syntaxin binding
Source: RefSeq, a predicted model, not a curated record
CUCCAAUUUCGCGGCGAUUGGGUUGGGGGGGUAGUUCGAUAUCGUGGCCUCAAGCUCGGACUGUGUGAUACCACUGACGCAAACUCCUGCUUAGCUGCAUAUCGAUCUUCUCUUGUACUUUGCGAUUGCAGGCGCAUGUGCGGCAACGAUUGAUUUAUCCUCUGCUACAACUGUGGAGUGGCGAGCGAGUCCUUGACGGCCUUGCAUCGUUGACCGGACACAUACAUCUUCGCAUACGCCAACUCUAGCUUCAGCCAAGUCAUGGCGUCCAAAGCAGUCUCCCUGCGAGAUCGCCAGAUCGCAUCUCUCAAAAAGAUCCUCAAUCUCAACGAGACCAUCGAAUCGAGCGAGGCGGAGGAGGCACAUGCCAACGGACUUUUGGCUCCUGUUGCUCCCAUUCUAGAUGCCGAGGGAAACCCUAUCUGGAAAGUUCUCGUCUUUGAUGACCUGGGCAGAGAUGUUAUCAGCAGCGUCAUGCGGGUCAGUGACCUUCGCUCUAUGGGAGUGACGAUGCACAUGCAUAUUGGCACUCCGCGAUACCCUAUACCAGAUGUGCCAGUCAUCUAUCUGCUCGAACCGAAUGCGCGCAACCUACAGCUCAUGACAGAGGACCUACAAAAGGGGCUGUACUCACCGGCUUACGUCAACUUCCUGUCUUCUCUUCCUCGAGUCUUAUUAGAAGAGUUUGCUUCCCAGACGGCGGAAGCAGGGACAUCAGACAAGAUUGCGCAGCUUUUCGAUCAAUACCUCAACUUCAUUGUCGCAGAGCCAGACCUCUUCAGCUUGGGGAUGCAAAAUGAGCACACCUACUGGGCUCUGAACAGCGCAAAGACGAGCGAUGCCGAGCUAGAUGCAGUGGUGGACAGGAUAGUCAGUGGGCUUUUCAGCGUCGUCGUUACCAUGGGCGUCAUUCCGAUUAUCCGAUGUCCAAAGGGUGCCGCGGCAGAAAUGGUUGCUGUACGUCUCGACCGCAAGCUUCGAGAUCACAUCCUCAACUCAAAAGACAACCUGUUCUCCAACGCACGACCGACGGCAGCGGGCACGCCAAGCUCCAGACCUGUGCUUAUCCUUCUCGACCGCAAUGUUGACCUGAUACCUAUGCUGUCUCAUUCUUGGACAUAUCAGUCCCUCGUUCACGACGUCCUGUCCAUCAAACUCAACCGUAUUACAAUCGAGACACCCGUUGACGAGACCAACCCCGCCAAGGGCACAUCAAAGAAGGGCUACGACCUAACUGCCAACGACUUCUUCUGGAUCAAGAAUGCCGGAGUCCCUUUCCCGCAGGUAGCAGAAGAUAUUGACGCAGAGCUUACCAAAUACAAGGAAGAGACGGCCGCCAUAACAAAGACGACAGGAGUAUCGAGCUUGGAAGACUUGCAAAAUGAUACGAGUGCAAGUGCGCAGCACCUCAAGGCCGCGAUAACGUUGCUACCUGAGAUGCGGGAACGCAAGAGUAUUCUCGACAUGCACAUGAACAUUUUGGCGGCAUUGCUAUCUGGCAUCAAAGAUCGGCAGCUGGAUAACUAUUUCCAGGUGGAGGAAAAUGCCACGAAACAGACAAAAGCUCAGGUUCUAGAAAUCAUCAAGGAUGAGAACAAGGGUAACGAUCCAACCGAUAAACUACGACUGUUUAUCAUCUGGUUCCUAAGCACGGAGCAAGAGGUUGCGCGAGCGGAUUUCGAGUCAUUUGAGAAGGCGCUUGAAGCGGCUGGUGCAGAUGUCUCAUCACUGCCCUACAUUCGCCAGGUGCGCGCUACUACGAAGAUGACACAGCUGACUACCAUCAACAGCAACUCGAACCAGCAAGCAGCCUCUUCUGACUUAUUUGGACGGUUCUCAUCCAUCUCGUCCCGUUUGACAGACCGUCUCAAAGAGACCGGUGUCCCGUCUGGCUUAUCAUCGAACUUUGAUUCUCUAAUCAGCGGAGUCAAGAACUUUUUGCCCGCCGACCGCGAUCUCACAAUCACCAAGAUUGUCGAGUCCAUCAUGGAACCUUCUACGGCCUCAUCCUCAGCAAUUGCCAAGACAGAGAAUUAUCUCUACUUUGACCCCCGCUCCGCCAACGCUCGAGGCACAAUGCCACCGCCCAGUGCUAUCCGGUCAGGAGGCGCAGGCAGCGCGCCGGGUGGUUUACCAGGAUCCCAGAGCGGCCAGGCAGCCAGCUUCGGGCAGCGACGGCAGGGUUUUAGUGAAGCCGUUGUAUUCACAGUUGGCGGCGGCAGCAUGGAGGAAUAUGGAAACUUGCAUGAGUGGGUUAGCAGAACAAGCGGAGAUCGCGCACGCAAGCGAGUGGUGUAUGGCAGCACGGAAAUGAUUAACGCUGGGCAAUUCAUCAAGGAGGAGCUGGAAAGACUUGGCAAAGAGGUCUCGUCGUAAUUGUCCAAAGUGUAUUAAUGGGGAGAACAGGGCGAUGUUUUGACGACAUAGCAGUGGCGUGGUGGAGAGAUGGCUUAAGCUCGAGACAGCUCGGUGCCGAGGAGAGACCACAUGAGAGAAACAAUAUGGAUGUAGUUUAGUUUGCAGCGAUGGAAGGGCCAGGCGCAUACGUAAUACUGGGUGAAAAAUAGAAGAGCCUACAAAAAUAAAACAAAAGAGGCUCAAGGCAUUUAUGUUAGUGCUGCUAUUAUAUUACAAAGUCAAGCUGCUUUCCAC